Molecule: messenger RNA, 4211 nt
Organism: Loxodonta africana (African savanna elephant)
Lineage: Eukaryota; Metazoa; Chordata; Mammalia; Proboscidea; Elephantidae
Gene: IGSF22
Product: immunoglobulin superfamily member 22
Molecular function (GO): protein binding
Source: RefSeq, a predicted model, not a curated record
CACACACACACACACACACACAAACACAAGAACAUCUCUGAAUCUCCUCCUACUCCCUCCCUUGUUCUUGGAGGCCUCAUCCUCUUCCUGGUCCUCACAGGUGAGUGCCUGCGCCUGCUGUCACCAUGACAACCAUUCAGCACGAGCAGAUGCUGCAGGAGCACGUGUCCAUGGAGUUCAGCUCCAGCUCCACCACCCACGUGCAGACCUUCUCCCAGACAACCAAGAUCAGGGGAGAGGAAGUCGUGACGAGGAAGUCCUCAAGCAGCGUGGAGUUAUUCAGCUUGGUGACCCGAAACUCCAACAUCCCCGCUGGCGAGAGCGUCCCUGAGUUCGUGGAGAAGCCUCACCCGAUCGCCGCGCCCGAGAGGGACAAAGCCGAGUUCCGAGCCCAGGUGAAGGGGAACCCCAAAUCUCACAUCUCCUGGAAGAGGCAGAGCGGCAUCCGCAUCAAGGAGUCCGCCAAGAUUUUCUACGACAGCAUCAACGAGGAGCACGUACUGAAGCUGGAGCCACUGACCUCCGAUGACUCUGAUAACUACAAGUGCAUUGCAAGCAACGAUCAUGCAGAUGCCAUCUAUACUGUGUCCUUGCUGGUGACAGAGGGUCAAGAUAAAAUGGAUUUCAAAAAGAUGCUGAAGAAGAGCGGCCCCCCUCCUCCUAAGAAGAAGCAGAAGAAGGUGAUAGAUGAGAAAGAGAUGCUGGAGAUUUUGUCUAAGGUGCCCAAAAAAGAUUUUGAGAGAGUCUGCAUGGAGUAUGGUUUUACUGACUUCUGGGGGCUGCUCAAGAAGCUCAAAGAGAUGAAGAAAGUGGAAGAGAAGGCCAUCCGGAUUUUAAAGUCGGAAGACAUAAAGACCAAGAUUGACACUACAGUGACCUCUGACUGUAUCAUGGAGCUGAAGGACCCCAAUGUCAAGAUGGUGUGGAUCAAGGGUACUGAGCCACUGAGGAUCCAGUACUCCCUGGGCAGGAAUUAUGUGAAGCAGACAGGAAGCAAGUACAUGCUGGUCAUUACCAACGUGAACAUGAAUGACGCAGGCAUCUACACCUUGUCCGUGGGUAACAAGCGGAUCAGUGCAGAGCUCACAGUGCUGGAUAAGCCGCUGAAGUUCUUUGGAAAGAUGAAGCCUCUGAAGGUGACAGAGCGCCAGACAGCUGUGUUCGAGAUCCGUCUCUCCAAGAAAGUGCCCGACUUUGUGUGGAAGUUCAAUGGGAAGGAACUAAAGAGGGACGAAAAAUAUGAAAUCACGGUGUCUGAGGAUGGUCUGACCCACACACUUAAGAUCAAGGAUGCCAGACUCAGCAACAAGGGCGAGUUCUCUGCUGAGGCAGGGAGCCCGGUACAGAAGGCCCAGCUCACCAUUGACCGCAUCCCCAUCAAGUUUGUGAGCACCCUCAAGAAUGUGCAUGUGAAAGAGAGGAGUUGUGCAUGCCUUGAGUGUGAGCUGACAUCCAAGGAUGUGAGACUGCACUGGAAGAAGGAUGGACAGCUACUGUAUCAUGGCACCAAGUACAGCAUGAACCAUGAGGGGAAGCAAGCAGAGCUGGUCAUUGAGGAUGCACAGCUCAGCGACUGUGGCGAGUACACCAUAGUGGCCAUGCAGGAUGGGGACUCCACUGAAUAUUGCAGUACUGCCACGGUCACUGUGGAGGCAUCGGCCACAGUGCAGAGCGGGAUGUCAGAUGUGCACGCAGCCACUGGGAGCCUGGCUGAGCUGUGCAUUGUGCCGAAUCAUGACGAGAAGGUGGAGGGCGUGUGGCUGAAGGAUGGCAAGGAGAUCACGGACUUGCCCGGUGUGCAGAUCGUGAAGCAGGGGGCAGUGCACAAGCUCAUCUUCCCCGGUAUGGGCCCCGAGCAGGAGGGCAAAUACACGUUCCAGGCGAAGGGCGCAGAGAGCGAAGCCUCAGCGUUCAUCGCAGAUCCCCCUACCAUCGACCCGUCUUAGCUGGAGGCACUGGCUGCUCACCCAGUGACCGUGAAGGUGGGUCACAUGGCAAACAUCAAGGUGCCCUUCCAGGGAAAGCCUCUACCCAAAGUGACCUGGUAUAAGGACGGCAUGGAGGUGACAGAAGAGGAGCGUGUGUCCAUGGAGCGCGGGGAAGACCUGGCACUGCUCACCAUCUCAAAAUGCGCCCGUGAGGACAGUGGACUCGUCCUGCUCAAGCUCAAGAAUGACUACGGCUCAGUAACAGCCACCCUGCACCUCAGUGUGCUGGACCAUCCCAAGCCUCCACAAGGCCGGGUGGAGUUCCUGGAGCUCUCAGGUAACUGUGUGCACAUGAAGUGGAAAGCCCCGAAGGACAACGGCGGACGGCCUGUGACACAAUUCAUAGUGGAACGGAGGGCGGUCGGCAAGAAGUCCUGGGUUAAGAUAGGCGAGGUGAACGGCAAACUCACUAACCUCUCCACCAACAAGGUAGAAGAGGGAAAGGCAUACCAGUUCCGUAUCCUAGCAGUCAAUUCGGAAGGUGUGAGCGACCCACUGGAGACCAACAAAGUGUUUGCAGGAAAUCCCAUCAAGCCCCCCGGUCUUGCCUCCCAGCCUCAAGUAUCCGAUGUGACCAAAGAGGCUGUGACCAUCACAUGGAAUGCCCCCACCCAGGAUGGGGGAGCCCCAGUGCUCAGCUACAUUGUGGAGCGGAGAAAGAAAGGCAGUAACCUGUGGGUGCCAGUCAACAAGGACCCCAUCCAGGGCACCAAAUGCAUGGUAGAUGGGCUCCUGGAGGACACAGAAUAUGAAUUCCGAGUUAUAGCUGUGAAUAAGGCAGGUCCCGGGCAGCCCAGCAUGCCGUCCACCUCAGUGGUGGCCAAAGACCCCAUCAAACCCCCAGGUCUGGUGCAGGGCCUGCACGUGUCUGAUUCCUCCAACUCCAGCAUCUCCCUGGCCUGGCAGGAGCCUGUAGAGGGAGACCCACCCUCUGGCUACAUCCUUGAGAUGCGGGCUGAAGACACCAAGGAGUGGUCCAAGUGCACAAAGAUCCCCAUCUCAGGCUUCUGCUACAUAUUGGGAGGCCUCACUGAGAGGCAGAAAUACUUCUUCCGAAUCCAGGCUGUGAAUGAGGCUGGGGUUGGGGAGCCUGUGGAGCUGGAUGAAGGGGUCCGUGCAAUGCCACCACCAGCUGCCCCCAAGUUUGACCUCAGUGCCCGGCUGAAGAGUCACAUGGUGGUUCGAGCUGGGACAGCCCUCUGCAUCCAUGCAGCUUUCUCGGGCUCGCCACCACCCAAUGUGAUCUGGCAGAAAGGUGGCAUCCCCACCAAGGGCCAGGAAACCAUUACGUAGGGCAAAAACCACUCUCAGUUCCUCAUCAACAGCACCAAGCGCUCUGACUCAGGGGUGUACCGCAUCCUGCUCCAGAAUGAGUUUGGAGAGGCACACUACGACAUUCACGUGCAUGUGGCAGAUUUCCCCCGACCACCAACAAACCUGAAGCUGUUUGAGGAGGUCCCCAACACGGUGACUCUGACCUGGAACCACAGCCCCGACUUUCAAGAGGACAGUGAGGCCCACUAUAUUAUCAUGAAGCGGGACGCCAGCACCCCCACCUGGUUCACCGCUGCGGAGCAAGUCUUCAGCAAUAAGUACACAGUGACAGGGCUACUCCCGGGCAGGAAGUACUACUUCCAAGUAGUGACCCGGAAUGAAAUCAGUGACAGUGACCCUCUUGACUCCAAGGAUACUUGGCUUGUCAACAAGGACCACAUCGAAGACCUGAGAGAUAAAUUGAAGCCACACGAGAAGGACUGGAGACACGCGCCGCGCUUCCUGACCCUGCUCAAGCCUCACAGUGUGGUGCGCGACCAGGACUGCACCAUGACCUGCGCCUUUCUUGGGAACCCGCAGCCCAAGGUGACCCUCUACAAGGGCGACGUCAACAUCACGGCCAACUCCAAGUUCUGGUACAACUCCACGAGUGGCGUCUGCACUGUAGUCAUCCCCACCUGCACUGUCAAGGACAGUGGAGACUACAGCGUGCUGGUGGAGAAUGAGCUGGGCAAGGACCGCAGCACCUGCACGCUCACGGUCUAUGACAAAGAUGACAAGUCAAUUCUAGCAUCCAUUACUGAGAAUUUACAGAAGAAAUCAAAGCACCUUAUGCGAGCCCCAGCAUCAGGAGAAUGUUGUGAUGUCAGCUUCUGGGACUACCCUCUGCAUGGCCCCAGAAUGGAAAGCCCAGUUUACCCUCUGGUGCUUGUCAAUGUAAACAUCUAG